Molecule: messenger RNA, 1231 nt
Organism: Perkinsus marinus ATCC 50983
Lineage: Eukaryota; Perkinsozoa; Perkinsida; Perkinsidae
Exons: 7
Coding region: 1-1035 (344 amino acids)
Source: RefSeq, a predicted model, not a curated record
AUGCCGACUACCAAAGCACGCAAAAGUACAACUAACCCGGUGGAAUCUGUUGAGAAGGGCACCGAAGCUGACACUGGUCUGCACACAGCUCCUACUUCUGCUGCUAGCUCUCCUGUUGCGAAGAAAACAGGGGUAGUGACAAGAAAGGGUGACGACAAGUCAGACAAGGAAAAGGAUACCACGAAGCCUGUGGGUGGCAACAUUCAGUCCAAAGCUGGAGGAUCUUCCCGAUACACUGGACGAAUUCAGUGGUUCUGGGUUAAGCGAGGUCGGGGCAUGAUAUCUUCUACGGAGGUCAAAGGCGACCUGGAAGUUACUAAGGAUUCCUUCAAAGACUCUGGAGGGAAGGAGUUCUGGUUCCCAACGGCCGAUGAUGAGGUUACAUUCGAUCUGUCUCUGGAAGGUGGUAAAUUCGUUCCAACAAACGUCCAAGUCACGAAGUAUCAUCAUUUCCCUGGAGGUCCAAAAGCGCUUGAGAAGCUCAUCGCAGCCGGCAAGAUAGCUGCACCUCAAGAAACUACGGAGGCUGUUGCCGAGAUCAAAAAAACAAAGGAGACGGCGGUGAAGAAAGGGGAGAAGACUGAGGCGAGUGGGAAGUCUGAGGAGAAGAAGAUCUGCGUCAUUCCAUUGGAAACCCGCAAAGCCUCCGAGUCCCUUACUCACCCAACACGCAAGCUGUCCAAGGAUGCCCCAGAGUUUAUACCACAUUCACAAACAUCGCCGAACGGGACAUAUACCGUGGGUGAUGAGAGCGGUCUUGCUCCUGCUGCUACUUCUACUACUAGCACUCCCCUUGGUGGCCAUUUGGAAACCGACUACUGGGCUGAGGCCGCGAGGAAGGUGUCUUCUACUUCGUUGCAUGUGGCGGCCGACUCGGAUUCUCUACCAAUAACCUACGCUCAGCUACUACAUUUACAGGACUUCUACGAGGCUAUCAAACACGCUGAAGCUCUUAGUCAGAAGAAGGGAGCACCAAAAGAGGCAAUGCCCCCAGCAAUGUCGCUGACGACUCCCGGGAAGGGGGUGAUGGUGUGAUUCGAAUUCUUAUAUGUUCGGAAGUUCUGAGAAUCUUUUUACUAUUUCAUUGUCCCCACAACUUCUUCUCGUGCAGUAGAUGUAUUCCUCAUGAUGACAGUCAACUCGACUGCACCUUUGUAGUUGAUUUACAUUGAAUACAUUCCCGAAUGUAAUAAAAAUGCUCAAACUACCAGUAGAUAGAGAUUUCUCAUGU